Molecule: messenger RNA, 9948 nt
Organism: Plasmodium berghei ANKA
Lineage: Eukaryota; Apicomplexa; Aconoidasida; Haemosporida; Plasmodiidae
Product: conserved Plasmodium protein, unknown function
Exons: 1
Coding region: 1-9948 (3315 amino acids)
Source: RefSeq, a predicted model, not a curated record
AUGUCUUCAUCAUUAAGAAACAUAUCCAUAAAAAGUGUGCUGAAUAAAAAAAAAACAAAAAUAAAAAAAGAGAGUUGUAUCGAAAAUGACCAUAUAAAUGCUAUCGAUGGUUGUGAUACAAACUCAUAUCGUAAUGAACCCAACGUGUUUUCAAAAAUAGAAAAAAAAACAAAUACCGAAAACCUUAAUAAUAGUGAUUAUCAAAGGAACUGUUAUAAUCUUGAGCCCAUAAAAAAUGUAACAGAAAAACAUGAACUAAGAAAUAAGAACAGGAAUACUACUAAAGCGUGUUUAAUUAAUAAGGGCGAUGAAAAUAAUAUUUAUAACGUUAAAAAAUCUAAAAGAAAAAAAAAAAUGUCUUUACCAAUGAACUCAAAAGUUGCUAGUAUGAAUAAAAAUACAAAAAAAAGUGUAGAGAAUAUAGCGUUAAAUUUUAUUGAUACCAAUGUAAAUGAUGAUGAAAGAGCUAGCGAUUUUAUUACUAAUUCAAUUAAUGAAAAAGUGAAAUUACAAGGAUAUGAUUUUUAUAAAAAUAAAAAAUCAGUAAUUAUGAACAAAUCCCAAAAUGCAAAUAUCUUUAAAAAAACAAAAAGUAUUAAACUUUUAUUUAAAGGAAAAAAUAUAAAAGAAAUUUUAAAUAAAAAAAAAAAUAAAAAAAUUGCGAAGUAUGAUCAACAAAAAAAAAACAAAUGUUGUAAUCUGAAUAUCGACAAAACAAAAUCGAAUUCGAAUCAUUCGGAGAAUUUGUGUAAUGAAGAAAACAACAGUUUAUGUAUUAAAAAUUUUGAUAAUAUAUAUGAUGAAAUAAAUGAUAAUAGUUAUUAUAGUAAAAAUAAUUUAGACAAUAAGGAGAAUGGAAAUACAUAUACAAAUGAUCGUUGUAAUAUGGAUACUGAAAAAGAUUGUAUUUAUCCCAUGUAUCAUAAAAACAAUAUAAUUGAUAAUAUAAAAUAUUUUGAAGAAUAUAACAAAGAUAGUUUACUGAAAAAUGGAGAUAUUAAAAAUAGUGAUCAUGCAGCAUUUUUAAAAGAAAAAAUAAACGAUGAUAAACAAAAUAUAUUUGAAAUACAUUCUAGUUCAGAAUAUAUUCAAGAAAAAAAAAAUUAUGAUAACUAUUUAAGUACUAAUUGUAAAUCUAUUGAUGCGAAUGAAAAUAAAAUAUAUAAUAAAUGUUCAGAAUAUAAUGACAUGUAUACGAAUGAACAAAGCGAUGAAUAUAGAGAUGGAUAUAUUACAUAUAAAACGUAUGUUUUACGAAAUGAGUUAGGAAAUACCAAUAAUAUAUUAUGUGGAAAUGGUGAGUAUUUAUCUGUUAACGACUAUGGCUGCAAUAAUAAUGAAGAAAAGGAAGAAGAAGACGAUAUUGUAAACUCUGAUAUACAAGAUCGUUCAUAUGUAAACGAAAUUGAAUAUGAAACUUUUCAACAUAAUGAGAUUGAUGAAAUGAAUAUGUCGAAAAAUAUCAGCUCUGUGGAUAAGAACCAAAGUUUAGAUGAGGAUAACAAAAAUCACGAAAGUUCGUUCACCAGUUUUAAUGAUUUAACAGAUGGGUCAAUUUCUAGUAUAUCUGAUUCAUUCAGCUUGAAACGGUUACCCAAAAUUCCGAAAAAUAUAAAUUUAAUAGAUAGUAAUGAAGAUAUAACAAAACUAGAUGAAGAGGAUUUAUGUUCCUCUUCUUUGAAUAUUAAUCUAAAAGGAUGGAAAAAAAAAGAAAAAAAGGGAAAAAGAAAAAGAGAAGUAAAAAAAAAUGGUGUUUCUAAAGUUUAUGAAAAUGAUAAAACUUGUUAUUAUUCAACUACAGUUUCAAAUAACAAAUUAAAUAUAAGCCACGAAAUAUAUGAAGAUAAUAAUAUUGUUAGUGUAUCCGAAGAACAUAGUAGUUCAUAUCUUGAGAACGAUUAUGAUAUGAAUAGUAAUAUUAGUUGGGAAGGUAAAAUAAAAGAUGAAUAUGAAUCCAUUGUCGAUAAAAAUAUAAUCAGAUGUAAACAAAAUGCUGAUAAUCUCAAAUCAGUUAAUAAAUAUUUGAACAAUGAUUCAGGUUUUGAAUCUAAUUUUUUGACUAAAAUAAAAAAAAAAAUGAAUAAAUAUGAUUUAUCAAAAUCUGAUAAUUAUUUUAUAGACAAUAUAAAUGAUGAAAAAAAAAAUGUUGAAAAAUUUUAUUUUGCAAAUUCUGAACAUAGCUAUAGUAAUAAUUCUUCACUUAAUUUGAAUAUACGUAUAGAAGAUUCAAAUGGAAAAAAAAGUAACAUUUGUAAAAAUGGGAAUAACAAUGAUGAUACUCAUUAUAGUGACGAAAAUAAUUUUUUAACAAGUAAUUCAUUAAACAUGCAAAAUUAUGAUCACAGUUCUGCAAUAAACAUUGAAAAUAUCGGCGAUUUAAAAGAAUCGCAGGAAAAUAUCGAAAUAGAAAAUGAAGAUAAAAAAUUAAUUUAUCAUAGUAACAAUAAUGGUGAUUGUAUUAGUCAGGAUAAUAAUACAAUGAACUUGUCGUUACUUGAAAUGGGUGAAUUUGCUCGAAGGGACCAGGAAAUAGGUCCCAUUCAAUGUGAUGAAGCAUCUAAUAAUGAAUCGGAGCAAGAAUAUGACAAUUGCAUUAGAAUAAAUAAUUAUAGUGUCGAUAAAAAUGAAAAACAUGAAAAUAGUGAUGCCGGUAAAAAUGAAAAACAUGAAAAUAGUGAUUCCGAUAAAAAUGAAUAUUUAGUAACACCUCGUUUUUAUAGUAGCAAUGUUUUUUCAAAUGCAGACAAAGCUUUUUAUGGGGAUUCUGAAACGGUGCUGUAUCGAGACGAUAUUAUAGUGCACUAUCGUAAUGUCGAUAACAAUCCUAGUGCUGAACUAUUUUAUUCUUCUUCAUCCUUAAGCAGUCAUAAUAGUCUUGAACAAAGUCAAAUAAAAAUGCAUGAGAAUAAAAUAUUAAAAAAUAAUAAUGAUGAAGAAAUUAAAAUUAAGUGCUUUUCAAAUGAACACGAAGAUACAAUAAACGAAAAAAGCGAUACAAAUUUUGAAAAUGAAAAUAAUAACUAUAAAAUUGAGGAUCGUAUGAAAAUUUCAGAAUCGGUUAACUUAGGAAAUUAUGUUGAAUAUGCUCAAAAUGACGAUACUGAAUUCGAAAAAAAUGAGAUAGUUGACAAAGACGGAAAUAAGAAUAACUCUGAUCAAACAAAAUACAAAAAUUAUUCUAAAAAAGAAGUAAAACCAGAAACAGGAUAUAAAAUAAACGAUAAUUAUAGUACCAUGGUGGAUUCGAGUUUUCUUAUUGAAGAUGAAAAAGAUGGAAAAUUGGAAAAUAGUUCGUUAAACGAUGACCGCAAAAAAAAAAAAAAAACCAUAUUCAAAGGGAACAUAUUGCAAAGUAUUAAAAAAUUUAUGGGAAAGAGAGGCGCACCUUCCCCCAAGAAAAUUACUCAGCGUGAAGAAGCAGAAAAUGAAGAAAAAAUAAAUGUUGAGGCAGAACCAGAAAAGGAAGAAGAAAUAAAUGUUGAGACAGAACCAGAACACGAAGAAGAAAUAAAUGUUGAGGCAGAACCAGAGCAUGAAGAAGAAAUAGAUGCUGAGGCAGAACCAGAGCAUGAAGAAGAAAUAGAUGCUGAGGCAGAACCAGAAAAGGAAGAAGAAAUAAAUGUUGAGACAGAACCAGAACACGAAGAAGAAAUAAAUGUUGAGGCAGAACCAGAGCAUGAAGAAGAAAUAGAUGCUGAGGCAGAACCAGAGCAUGAAGAAGAAAUAGAUGCUGAGGCAGAACCAGAAAAGGAAGAAGAAAUAAAUGUUGAGACAGAACCAGAACACGAAGAAGAAAUAAAUGUUGAGGCAGAACCAGAGCAUGAAGAAGAAAUAGAUGCUGAGGCAGAACCAGAGCAUGAAGAAGAAAUAGAUGCUGAGGCAGAACCAGAGCAUGAAGAAGAAAUAAAUGUUGAGGCAGAACCAGAAAAAAAUGAAAAAGAGUAUGACAAUAAUAAUGAUAAAACUGAUAGCAAUCGGUAUGAACAAACCGAGCAAGAUAUUUCAUUGGAUACGGGCAAAUUAGAAUAUAAACAGUUUUCUGUUUCUAAUAAAAAUACAGAAAUGUUAAAUAUUAAUAAAAAUGUAUUCGGUCAAAACAUAAAAUAUUGUAAGAGAAUUAAAUCGAUGGAAUAUAAUUCAUCAUUAUACAUAAAUAAAGACUGUGAAAAAAAACAUGCAUAUUCGGAUGAUGAAAAUAUAAAAAUAAAUAAUAAAUUAAGGAGACAGAAAACUGAACAGCAUAAUAAAAAUUUUAUUAAAAUAGAUGAAACGUAUGAUAAGGGAUGUGAUUUAAAAUAUGGGGAUAAAGAAACAAAAAAUAAAAACGAAAAUGAUCACAAUAAAGAACUUAAAUAUAAUUCUAAUGAUGAUUCGUCAGUUUGUAGUGAAUUUAAUAAUAAAAAAUAUAUAAGCAAAAUAAAAAGCCUUCUACAUGGACUUAUGGAAAAGAAGACAAUUUCUAAAAAUACAAAUAUCAGUGUUGAAGAGGAGAUCAUAGAUGUAGUACCUUCUGCGAAAAUAAUAGAACCUAAAAUAGUAGAGGAGGAUUCAAUAGGAAUAAACAUAAUAGAAGCAGAAGAAAACGCAUUUACUUCAAUUCCUAUUUGUACUAAUACCAAGAUCGAUGAAGAAAAUGAAAGAAUAAAAGAUUCCAAACUAUUUCAAGAUGAUAAAGAAGAGGGGGGGGGAAAUAUUCCUUCGAACAUAAUCGAUGAAAUAAAUCUGAUUAAAAUUAACAAUGACCAGUUAACAAAAGAAAAUGAUUCUUUGAAAACAAAUUAUUAUAAUUUAACAAAUCUAAUAGAUGCUAUUAAGAAAGAAAAAUCGAAAUGUGAAUUCGAAAACGACUCGUUAAAAGAACAAAACACUGAGCUUAGAAGUGACAAUGAUUCGUUAAGAAGUGAUAAUGAGACGCUUAGAAGUGGCAAUGAUUCGUUAAGAAGUGAUAAUGAGAUGCUAAAAAGUGACAAUGAUUCAUUAAGAAAUGAUAAUGAGACGCUUAGAAGUGACAAUGAUUCAUUAAGAAGUGAUAAUGAUUCAUUAAGAAAUGACAAUGAUUCAUUAAGAAAUGAUAAUGAGAUGCUAAAAAAUGACAAUGAUUCAUUAAGAAAUGAUAAUGAGAUGCUAAAAAAUGACAAUGAUUCAUUAAGAAGUGAUAAUGAUUCAUUAAGAAAUGACAAUGAUUCAUUAAGAAAUGAUAAUGAGAUGCUAAAAAAUGACAAUGAUUCAUUAAGAAAUGAUAAUGAGAUGCUAAAAAAUGACAAUGAUUCAUUAAGAAGUGAUAAUGAUUCAUUAAGAAAUGACAAUGAUUCAUUAAGAAAUGAUAAUGAGAUGCUAAAAAAUGACAAUGAUUCAUUAAGAAAUGAUAAUGAGAUGCUAAAAAAUGACAAUGAUUCAUUAAGAAAUGAUAAUGAGAUGCUAAAAAAUGACAAUGAUUCAUUAAGAAGUGAUAAUGAUUCAUUAAGAAAUGACAAUGAUUCAUUAAGAAAUGAUAAUGAGAUGCUAAAAAGUGAUAAUGAUUCAUUAAGAAAUGAUAAUGAGAUGCUAAAAAGUGAUAAUGAUUCAUUAAGAAAUGAUAAUGAGAUGUUAAAAAGUGACAAUGAUUCAUUAAGAAAUGGUAAUGAGACGCUUAGAAGUGACAAUGAUUCGCUAAGAAGUGAUAAUGAGAUGCUAAAAAGUGACAAUGAUUCAUUAAGAAAUGGUAAUGAGACGCUUAGAAGUGACAAUGAUUCAUUAAGAAAUGGUAAUGAGACGCUUAGAAGUGACAAUGAUUCGUUAAGAAAUGAUAAUGAGAUGCUAAAAAGUGGCAAUGAUUCAUUAAGAAAUGGUAAUGAAAUUCUAAAAAUUGAAAAUAAGACAAUAAAAGAGCAAAAUGAGGAACUAACCCAGAAAGUGGAAGAGUUGUGCAAACAGAAUGAAGAAUGGGAAAAUAAAAUUUCCAAACUUAUAGAAGAGAAUGAACAGAUAAAAAAGGAUAUGGAAAAAAGUAAGACCAAAAAAGAAUACGAAAUAUUAUUAGAAGAAACAAAUAGUUUGAAAACUGAAAAUAUUAACAAUAUAUUAAAAAUAAAAUUAUUAAAAGACGAAAUAAUCAAAUUUAAUAAUAGCAGAACAGAGUUAGAAAUCGAAUUGGAAAACAACAAAACAAAUAUAAUGCAAAAAAAUGAAGAUAUUAAUAAUAAAAAUAUAUUAAUCGACGAAUUGGUUAGUGAAAAAAAACUUUUAGAAGAAAAAAUACUCAUUUAUAAUGCAAAAAUUAAAGAGAUCGAAUCUAAGAAUAUCGAAAACAAUAAUUUGAAAAUAGAAAUAAGUGAAAUUAAAACCAAUGAAAAUAAAUUGAGAGAAGAGAUAAAAAAAUAUAUUAACAUGGCUGAGGUUGAUAAGCAAAGAAUAAAUAAUCUAAUGAAAGAAGUAGGUAUUUAUAGAACCGAUUUAGAAUCUAGAAGUUUAGAAGUAAAAAAAUACCAAGAUGAAGAAAAAGUUCAUGAAGAAGAAUCUGAUAAAAUAAAGAAAGAAUUAGAUGCAUACAGACAUGAAAUAGAAAAAAUACGAGUCGAAUAUAAUAAAAUCGAUGAAGAAAAUAAUAAAUAUAAAAAUGAAAUAAAUUUAUUACGAAAGGAUAAUGAUGAAUUAAAAAAUAAAGUAGCAUAUUUUGAUGUAAAAGAAGAUGAAUUUUGCACGAAAGAAAAAAUAAACAAAGAAUGUGAAUUAACAAAAUUUGAUAAUGUAAAAAAAGAAAACGAGUUAAUACAUAGCAAAUAUGAAAGGAAUGUAUUCGAUAAAGAUAACAAUAGUGAGGACACAGAUGCAUCUAUAAUAAAUAAUAAAGAAAGUAAAAAAAAUAAGCUUUAUGAUUUUUUUAAAAGUAUAGCAAUAAACAAAUCAUCUCCAAGAGAGCAUUUAGUGAAUUUAUUUGGAAAAAAAAAAAUAGAAAUUUUAAAUGAUAAAGAAGUUGAAAUUCAAGAAAAAUUAGAUUAUACAAAUUAUGGGAAAAUAUGUGAAGAAAUUGACGAACUAGAUCUUGAAAAAUUACAAAUUGCACACAAACAGCUGAUAAAGGAAUAUAUAUUUUUAGAAUAUUUUUUUAAAGAAUAUAAAAAUGAUAAAGAAAAAUGGGACAUAAAAAAUAAAUCGAACGAGAAUGAAGAAAUAACAAAAGUUUAUAAUAUUAUAAAUAAAUUGAAUUCAGAAAAAAAAAGGGAAGUAUUUCAAUACCUCGAACAAUUAUGCAGAUCAUUAUCUUCAUCUGAAACUUGCAAAGAUGAUGACAAAAAAAACAAAGUUAAUAAUUUUGAAAAUAAAUUUGAAGAAAUAGAAUGGUUAAACAUGAUAAAAAAAUUAUUUGUAAAAUUAGACACAAAUGAAAACGACACAAUUUUAGAUAAAAUUUUUAAAAAGACAAACGAAAUUAUAAAAAAUGUUAAAAUAAUAAGAAAUGAUUUAUCGAAUAUAAAUAGUAGCAAUGAUAACAAUGAUAAUUAUAUGAAUACACAAAUAGAUUGUUUUAAAAUAAUUGCACAUCUAAAUACCAUAUUUGGAGAUAUUUUAUUUAUUAAUUCAAAUAUAACACUGAUUCAGCAAACUAUAAAAGAAAAAAAUAAAUUUAUGGACGAUUCAAAAUUAGAUGUAUUUAAAAAUAUAGACGCUGAUAAUGACAAAGAAAAAGAUACAGCAUUUAAUCAAAUGGAAAAUGAAACAAAUAAAAAAAGUGAAGAAAUAAACUUCGUAAAAGGAAUACAUACAUCUAUUUUGAAUGAUCUCUUAAAUGAGGAAUGUAAUAAAAAUAACACAGAAAAUAUAAAAGACGAUGAAGAAAAUUAUUUUGAAUGGGAAAAAAAUUUGAUAACUUUCUUUGAAUUAUGUUUUUGUAGUGAUUUGUUCAUAAUUUUAUGUCAUUUAUGUAAAGGAAUAAAUGAAAUAAAUUCCUAUGUAAAGAAAAAUGAAGAUGAUAAAUUAGAAAGAAGCAUUUUUUAUUUUAUGAAAUCCCUUGAUGAUAUAAAUAAUUUUUAUAAAUCAGAUAAUGUUAAUACAUAUUUUUUAGAAUCAUAUGUUGAUUUAUUUCAGUUGAUAAAACAUUAUAUAAUAAAGGUUGAACAUAUAAUAAAAUCUGAAAAAAAAAAUAAAACUUUCGAAAUAGUUUAUGAAAUUUAUAAUAUUAAAAAAAUAAUUAGAUUUAUUUUGUUGUCUUUUUUUAAGUUUCAUAAUAUAAAUACCUUAUUUGAAAUUCAACCACCUUUAUCUCAUAGUAGCAUUACUACAGUAAGUGAAAUAAACCAAGAAAAUCACAAAACUGUGAAUGAUACAAAAAAAAAAAUAGACUUAAUAAAUUCGAGUUAUAUAGAUGAAAAUGAAAAUGACACACUCGAAAAAAGUAGCAAAGAAGAAAAUAUAUUAAAUGAAAAAUUUUAUAAAGAUGAAGAUAGUAUAGAAAAAAACUAUUGGGAAAGCUUAUUGCAUAGUCAAUCCUAUACUACACAUAUGAAAAACAACAUAUUUAAUACAUGUCAAAACAAUAGUAAAAAUAUAGAUAUAUCAAACAUAGAAGUGAGAAAAUAUGAAUCAUCACAAAAUAAAAACGAAGACAAUUAUUACUGGAAUGAAUAUUGCCCAACCUUUAGAAAAGAAAAGAAUUAUAUGAAUAAAAUUGCCAGAAAAAAUACAGAAAAUGUACUAACUCAAUUAAAUAAAAUAACAAAUCAAAUUAUCCACUAUAAUUAUAAUUCACAUAUUAUUCCAGCAUUAAUAGCUAAUUAUAUUGAUGAAUCAAUUAUUUUAGAAAAGAAAGAAUAUGAAAAAGAAUUUUCAUAUAGAAGAAAAAAUUUAUAUGAGGAAAAUAAUACUAGUUUCCAUAUUUUAAUAAAAAAAAAAAUUUUAGAAAAUAUAAAACUUAACACUAUAAUAAUUAAUAGUACAGAUUUUAUAGAAUGUAUAAAAGAAGAUAUUAUAAAAGAAAAAUUAAAUAAAAAUAUUUUUUUUAAAAAAAAUUUUUAUAUAAAUAUAGACAUAAUUCAUAAACAUUUAUGUAUUAUGUUUAGAUUAAACAUAGGAAUAGAUUACGAUUAUUUUUAUGAUAAGUUUAUUUCCUUUUUAAAUAAAAUCAUUUCGAAAAAUAUUAGCACAAUUGACAAUGAUACUCCACAAAUAAGUAUCACCAAUCUUCCUAAGGAAUUGAAUUAUGACGAUUCUUAUUUUAGUCAAAAUAAUUUAAAUCCACAAAAUGAUAACAUCUCCCCCCAAAAAAAUGACGAGACAACCAUUAUGAGUUAUCCACUACUUGAGAUUGACAAUAUGUUUAUGGGAAUAUUAUUUAGUAUGUGGCAAAAAAUGGAAAUAAAUUUUUUUGAAAAAAUAUACAACGAUCAUAUUAACUAUUCUUCUAAUAAAAUUUUAGAAUCCGAAGAAAUAUCAAAAAAAAAAAAUUCUGACACUACUUCAACUGUAAACAACCAUAAGGAACAAAACAAACCGAAAUGUCAUCUUGAUAUAGGUACACAAAAUGAUGAUAAUAAAAUAAAUGAAGAAAAUGAAAAUUUGAUAAAAUCAAACACAUUUUUAAGCAAAUAUAAAAUAUCAAAUGAAUUAAGAAAGCACGAUUAUUCCAUAGAAGCGUAUAUAAAAUUAAUGGUUCUAGAUGUGUUUAAAUGUACUGAUGAAAAAAAAGAAAUAAGUAUAGAAGAUUUUAUUAUUCUUUUUAAAAAACUCAAAAUAAAUAUUAAAAUAGAUGAUAUUCAAACUAUUUGGGGUAUUAUAAUUGGGUGUAAAAAUAUGAAUAUAGCAAUGAAAGAAAAAAUAUCGAUUGAAUCAUUUAUUAAAAAGGCAUAUACUACUAAUCCUUCCUUAAUAUUCUAUGAGUAUUGUAAAACAAAAGUGAAACUCAAAGAAGCGAAGAAAAAUAUCAAACUACUUCAAGUUUAUAACAAAAAAAUGCUUCUCUUAUUAAAAAAAUGA